UAUGUGGCACCCCAACCAACUCUUUUUAAAUUAAAUUAAAAUUAAUUUAAAAUUAAUUAGCAAAGUCGACACUUGUUCAAAGUGUCGAUGCUUAGUUCUUGUCACAUUUUACAUUUGUUGCACACACCAGAGGUAAGGGGAGGGAGGUGAGAGAAAACACACACAACAGAGGGAGAGAGAAUUUAGGUAUUGUAUACUUUACGUUAAUCAAAUUCGCUAGAUUUUUAGAUUUUUAGAUUUUUCUGAGUUUUUGAUCGGGAAAAAAAGUCAGCAGUUUUGACGGAUUCGUAAUUUUUUUUGCAUUUUUUUGAAGCUUCGAAGAAGUCAAAUUGGUUAAGGUAUUUGAAGAUUUCUUCAUUUUUUUCCCCUGGAGGAGUUUUGGGAUUGUUUUGGUGAAUUUUGGAUUUUGAUUGAGGUAAAUGCAGAGCUUAUUUGUGAUUUUAAGUAGUUAAAUUUUGUUUGAGUUGAGUUUGAGGUGAUUUUGAUAUUAGGGUUUACGGAUUAGUGAGAUAAAAGAGUUUCAAGAGUUGAUUUCUGGGCUGAUUUUGCAUUUUGGAGGAUAUUUUUACAAUUUUGAGUGUUUGGUGUUUUUGUGGAGUAGGUGAGCUGGAGAAUAAUGCGUUUUGGAGUUACAUUAUGAUGAUGAUGAUGGCUUACACAAAUUUUGGGGUAGAAAAGCGAUGAUGGUUAGCAUAAUUGGCAUUGUUAUUAUAUGGGGUUAGUAGUCAAUUCACUGAAUUUUAGGUUUAGUAUUAGGAGUUUUUGGAUUGCUUCAAAUGGGUGAUUUGAGGCUGGGGAGAUCACAACGACACUGGAUUUCGCAACGUAGAUGGGUGAUUCGCAUAGGGGUGGACCCGGGGAAAGGGACAUUGAACAGGCGGUUACUGCAUUGAAGAAAGGGGCAACUUUGCUGAAGUAUGGGCGAAGAGGGAAGCCUAAGUUCUGCCCAUUCCGGCUUUCUAAUGAUGAAUCUGUAUUGAUAUGGUACUCUGGGAAGGAGGAGAAACAGCUUAAAGUCAGUCAGAUUACGAGGAUUAUUCCUGGGCAGAGAACUGGAGUUUUUAAGCGGUACCCCCGUCCUGAAAAGGAGUAUCAAUCAUUUUCUCUUGUAUACAAUGACAGAUCUUUGGAUUUGAUAUGCAAAGACAAGGAUGAAGCUGAAGUCUGGUUUGUUGGUCUCAAGGCACUAAUUUCUAAUAAUGGCUGGCGUAAGUGGAGAAAUGAAGCGAGGGAGAGUAGUACAUCAUCUGCCGAUGGUUCAAUUACUCGGAGAAAUCAUCAAACAUUUGCAUCACUUGAUGCUGGGAGUGCUGUCUGUCAGGUGCCUCUUGAGAGUCCUCCACAAACUGGGUUGGGAAAUGCAUUCUCCGACAUAAUACUGUAUACUGCAGCAUCCAACAACUACAGUCAGGUUGAAGCAUCUACCUUUGUUACUGGCUUACCACUAUCAAACAAUGUAGAAAAUUUUACAGGCCGAAAUUCAUCAUCUGAAAGUGUUCGAAUUAGUUCAUCAAGUAUGUUAAGUUCAUCAAGUCAGGGAUCUUUUCUUGAUGAUCUUGAUUCCUUGGGUGAUGUUUUCAUAUGGGGAGAAAGCAUCGGUGAGGGCAUCAUGGGUGGUGGCUCCCUUGGAGUUGUACACAGAGGCAAGUUUGAUGCUAAUCUGCCCAAGGCAAUAGAAUCAACGGUGGUCCUUGAUGUUCAUCAUAUAGCCUGUGGUGUCAGGCAUGCAGUGUUGGUUACCAGGAAAGGGGAAAUCUUCAGUUGGGGAGAGGAGUCAGGAGGAAGGCUUGGGCAUGGAGUGGAAGUUGAUGUUUCCAAUCCGAAGCUGAUUGAAGGUCUUAGUGGCAUGAAUAUUGAACUAGUUGCAUGUGGAGAGUACCAUACUUGUGCCAUUACCACAUCUGGUGAUCUUUUUACAUGGGGUGGUGGUACCUGGAAUUCUGGUAUGCUUGGACAUGCUAGUGAGGUAGGUCACUGGAUACCUAAAAGAGUAGGUGGCCCUUUAGAAGGUAGGCACGUAUCUUUUGCCUCUUGUGGACCUUGGCAUACUGCUAUAAUUUUAUCAACUGGUCAGCUAUUUACAUUUGGAGAUGGUACCUUUGGUGUCCUUGGCCAUGGAGACCGAAUAAGCUACAGUGUUCCAAGGGAAGUUGAAGCCUUAAAAGGACAACGAGCGCUAAGGGUAGCUUGUGGUGCUUGGCAUACUGCUGCAAUUGUUGACAAGCUGGAAACUGAAGCUUCAUUUGAUAAAUCUUUCUCAGCUUCAGGGAAGCUUUUUACCUGGGGUGAAGGUGAUAAAGGUCAGCUUGGACAUGGUGAUAAGGAAGCUAGACUGAUCCCUGAGUCUUUAGAAGCGCUGACGGAUACUUUCUGUAAAGUAGCUUGUGGGCAUGAUUUUACUGUAGCUCUCACAACCACUGGACGGGUUUAUACAAUGGGCAGUACUGCUUAUGGACAAAUAGGAUGUCCUGCAGCUAAUGGAAGUAUCCCAGUUCGUGUUGAGGGUAAGAUAGCAAACAAUUUUGUAGAAGAUAUUGCCUGUGGUUCUCAUCAUGUUGCAGUUUUAACAUCUAAGGCGGAGCUCUUCACUUGGGGAAGAGGUACAAAUGGGCAAUUAGGUCAUGGAGAUAAUGGCCACAGAAAUGAACCUACUCUUGUUGAGUUUAUGAGAGAUAACCAAGUGAAGAGUGUAACAUGUGGAUCCAAUUUCACUGCCGCGAUCUGUUUACACAAAUGGGUUUCGGGGACUGACCAUUCUACAUGUACUGGUUGUCAUAACCCAUUUGGUUUCCGGAGGAAACGUCACAAUUGCUACAACUGUGGGCAGGUAUUUUGCAAAGUAUGCAGCAGCCGCCGAUCUCUGAAAGCUUCUUUGGCUCCAAACAUGAAUAAGCCUUACCGGGUUUGUGAUGAUUGCUUUGUGAAGCUGAAGAAAGCAACAGAAAGUGGAAACAUGCGAAUCCCUAGGCCUGUCAGUAAAAACAGUCUUCAAAAGUCCAAUGAAGGAGCAGAAAAGGAAACAUUACUUCCUAAAUUUGCGGGACUCUCAUUUGUCAAUUCCCUGAAAAGAAUUGAUAAUGAUCGUUCAAAGGGUGGUAUCAAACCAGGAAGAGUAGAGAGCUCCAUUCUUCCUACUUUUGGUGGGAUCUUUCAACCUGGAAGCAGUCAUCUAUCAAGCACUCCAUCCCCUAUUUUUGGAACCUCAGAUAAACGAGUUUCAGCUUCUGCUCCUGGUUCUAGAAUGAAUUCUCGGGCAGCAUCACCCAUUUCACAAGGGUGCAGUCCAGUUAGAUCAUCAUCGUUAAUCACUUCCAUUAGCGUUCCUACGUCACCUGAAGUUAUGGCCCCAAACUCAAAGCAUAUGAAUGAUAAUUUGAGGCAAGAAGUUGUUCAAUUAAGAGUAGAGGUAGCAAAGCUUACUGGUGACAAUAAGCUUCUUGAAGCUGAACUGGAGAAAACAAGAAAGCAGCUUAAGGAGGCCAAAGUGAUAGCAGUUGAUGAGGCUGAGAAAUCCAGAGCUGCUAAGGAAAUCAUCAAUUCCUUGACUGCGCAGUUGAAAGAGAUGUCUGAGAAGUUACAAGGAGGAAAAGGUGCAAGCAGCAAACUAGAUUUUUUUGUGCAGUACUCUGGGUCCUUUAGAAAGGUCUCUGAUGAGAACCUUUUGUCUCCUAAAAACGAGUCAAGUAUUAAUAUGGAUGCCUUAACAACUAAUGGAGCAAAGGCACAGCCUGAAAAAACAGAGCGGGUUGUACAAGAUGAGCCUGGUGUUUACAUAACUCUUUCCUCCUUACCAGGAGGCAGUAAUGAGCUCAAGCGUUUGCGAUUCAGCCGCAAACGUUUCAGUGAAGGACAAGCAGAAAAAUGGUGGGCUGAAAACAGCAGCAGAGUAUGUGAGCGCCACAAUAUACGGAAUCAAUAAUAGGUAUUUCACGACUCGAGUUGACAUAACUUGCAGGCUUUCCCCUUGGAGUUGCAAAUCAGUUUAACUAUGGCAGACAAACUAGCACGAACAUUGACAGGAAAGGCUGAACUCAGUACAGAAAGCCCUAUAACACACCCAUGCAUAUGUCGAAAUGGUGAAUUCGCCUUCAAUUUCAACAGCGGUUUUAAAUCUUUUUUUUUUUUUUUAUCAAAUUAACAUCCAUUCUUUGCCGCCAUUGUGAUUGUAUAGUUAGACGAUCGGUUAAAUGUAUUGAAUCGUUGUAGCUAUUAGUUUUGUAUAGAACACUAACAGGUAAUGUUUGUUCACACUUGGCUGUAAACUCUUUUGCUUACGGAUGAAGUGGGGAAAUGUAAUUUUGUUAUAUUGUCGGGGCAA
Molecule: messenger RNA, 4318 nt
Organism: Spinacia oleracea (spinach)
Lineage: Eukaryota; Viridiplantae; Streptophyta; Magnoliopsida; Caryophyllales; Amaranthaceae
Product: PH, RCC1 and FYVE domains-containing protein 1
Exons: 9
Coding region: 830-3919 (1029 amino acids)
Molecular function (GO): metal ion binding
Source: RefSeq, a predicted model, not a curated record